Sclerotinia borealis F-4128 is the source of this 252-nucleotide messenger RNA. Lineage: Eukaryota; Fungi; Ascomycota; Leotiomycetes; Helotiales; Sclerotiniaceae. The record is from the annotation of a GenBank genome assembly.
AUGAAGGCCAACUUCCUCUCACUCCUCAGUCUGUGCAUCGUAAGUCAGGUCGCAGCCCUGCCAACGGUGAUUGUUAGCGAUGCUUUGACAGUCAGAAGUCGAUCAGAAAGUACUGACGCUAUCACUGACGGCACUCAAAUUGCUGAGGGUUGGAAGCGAGGCGAGGAGGUGACCGACGGCACUCAAAUUGCGGAAGGAUGGAAACGAAGUGAAGAAGUGGCAGAUGGUACUCAAAUUUCCGAAGGAUGGUAA